AUGGAUAAAGGCCUUUCAAAUACAACACAAAUGAUCGCAACAACAACAGCGAAAUCUGAUAUUAUAGUUGAAAAUAAUCCAAUUGUUAAAUAUCCAGGUGUUGGCGAUUCAACAGUUAUCGUUAAUAUACCACCAAAUGAAACUGAUCGAUUUUUAGAUCAUGCAUCAUCGAAUGUCAUUAGUGAUAUACCCCGUUCUCGAAAUUUAGAAGAAAUUGAUGACGGUGAACUACCAUUUCCUGGAUUUGUUGAAAAAUCAUUUUAUUGUUUACAUCAAAAAACGUCACCGAGAUAUCAAUGUUUGAAAUUGAUUACUUGGCCAUAUCCUUUUAUACGAUUCUCGAAAAAACCAUUAGGAAUGUAUAUAGAUGUUUAA
Molecule: messenger RNA, 375 nt
Organism: Didymodactylos carnosus
Lineage: Eukaryota; Metazoa; Rotifera; Eurotatoria; Philodinida; Philodinidae
Source: the annotation of a GenBank genome assembly